CAGCUGACCGAAGACAGAAACUAUUUUAACAGUCAGAAGAGCACCAGGCUGUCCUCCUCUCCCUCAAAUUACUAACAGGAAUGGCCUCCAGCAGUGAGCUCCUGUCUGAGGAGCAGUUCCAGUGCUCCAUCUGCCGGGAGGUGUUCAGCAGCCCCGUCUCCACCCCCUGUGGGCACAGCUUCUGCAGGGCCUGCAUACAGGGCUACUGGCAGAGCAGGGGGGCGUGCCACUGCCCCCGAUGUGGGAAAAGAUUCAGUGGUCUGCCAGAGAUCGGCACAAACACAGUUUUAGAUGAGAUCUCCACACAAAUUAAGAGGAGGAGACUUGAGAGUUUCGAGCCCCACCCACCACACCCUGAGGAGGCGGGUUCGGACACGCCCGGAGGCGUGGUCUGUGACGUGUGCAUUGGCAGGAAGUGGAAGGCGGUGAAGUCCUGCCUGGUGUGUCUGACCUCGUACUGCCAGCCUCACCUGGAGCCUCACCUGAGAGUGGAGGGUCUGAAGAGGCACAAGCUGCUCCAGCCCCUCAGUAACCUGGAGGACAGAAUGUGCCGGAAGCACCUGAGACCCCUGGAGCUGUUCUGCAGGAGCGACCAGACGUGUGUGUGUGUGCUGUGCACUGACUCUGACCACAGGUCACAUGACACUGUCCCUGCAGAGAGGGCGUGGUCAGAGAAACAGGCUCAGCUGAAGAAGACGGAAGCAGAGAUGCAGCAGAUGAUGCAGGACAGAUGGAGGAAGGUGGAGGAGAUCAGACAGUGUGUGGAGCUGAGCAGAAGCAGCACACAGAGAGAGAUGGAGGACAGCGUGCUGGUGUUCAGUACUCUGAAGCGCUCCAUUGAGAUUCGCCAGGCCAAACUGACUGAGGUGAUGGAGGAGAAGCAGAGAGCAGUAGAGAAACAUGCUGAAGGCCUCAUUAAAGACCUGGAGCAGGAACUCACUGAGCUACAGACCAGAAGCACUGAACUGGAGAAACUCUCACAAACUGAGGAUCAUCUCUACUUCCUACAGAGUUUCCCGUCUCUGUGUUCCCCUCCGAACACCAAGGACUGGUCUGGAGCCGGCGUUCACACUGAUGUGUGUGUGGGGACUGUGAGGAGAGCCGUGGAACAGCUGCAACACUCUCUCCAGAGAAGGCUGAAAGCUCUAACCAGCAGUGAGCUGCAGAGGAUUCGGAAGUACAGAGCUGAUAUCACCCUGGACAGUAACACAGCACACCCACGGCUCUACCUGUCAGAAGGUGGGAGGAGGGUGCGUCAUUCUCGAUCGACACAGGUGGAAGACAGUCGUGUGGAGAGGUUUGACUCCGCCCCUGUGGUCCUGGGUGGGCGGGGCUACCGCUCAGGGCGGCACUACUGGGAGGUGCAGGUGGGGACGAGGCACGAUUGGGGGCUGGGCGUGGCCAAAGCAGCGGUGUGCAGGAAGGGGGCGGUGACGCUCAGCCCAGAGGCGGGGUUUUACGUGCUGUCCAUGAAGAGCCGUGAGUACAGGGCCCUAGCGGCCACGCCCGCACCCCUGGGCCUGCCCACCCGGCCUCGCACCGUCGGGGUGUACCUGGACUGUGAGGCUGGGCGCGUGUCCUUCUACGACGUGGAGGCCAGCAUUCACAUCUACUCUUUCAAAGGAAAGGCGUUCACAGAGAGACUUCACCCCUAUUUUUACAUAUUCAGCCACGGCAAGAAGUCUGAGCCUCUGCUGAUCCUCCCUCCAUCACAGCACAGAGUAUCUGCUGAUCCUCCAUCACAGCACAGAGUCUCUGCUGAUCCUCUAUCACAGCACAGAGUAUCUGCUGAUCCUCUAUCACAGCACACAGUCACUGCUGAUCCUCUAUCACAGCACACAGUCUCUGCUGAUCCUCUAUCACAGCACAUAGUCACUGCUGAUCCUCUAUCACAGCACACAGUCUCUGCUGAUCCUCCAUCACAGCACACAAUCUCUGCUGAUCCUCUAUCACAGCACAGAGUCUCUGCUUAUCCUCUAUCACAACACACAGUCUCUGCUGAUCCUCUAUCACAGCACACAGUCACUGCUGAUCCUCCAUCACACACAGAGUCUCUGCUGAUCCUCCAUCACAGCACAGAGUAUCUGCUGAUCCUCUAUCACAGCACAGAGUCUCUGCUGAUCCUCUAUCACAGCACACAGUCACUGCUGAUCCUCUAUCACAGCACACAGUCUCUGCUGAUCCUCCAUCACAGCACACAAUCUCUGCUGAUCCUCUAUCACAGCACAGAGUCUCUGCUUAUCCUCUAUCACAACACACAGUCUCUGCUGAUCCUCUAUCACAGCACACAGUCACUGCUGAUCCUCCAUCACAGCACACAACCUCUGCUGAUCCUCUAUCACAGCACAGAGUCUCUGCUUAUCCUUCAUCACAGCACAGAGUCUCUGCAGUCUCUGCUGAUCCUCCAUCACAGCACAGAGUCUCUGCUGAUCCUCCAUCACAGCACAGAGUAUCUGCUGAUCCUCUAUCACAGCACAGAGUCUCUGCUGAUCCUCUAUCACAGCACACAGUCACUGCCGAUCCUCUAUCACAGCACAGAGUCUCUGCUGAUCCUCUAUCACAGCACAGAACCUCUGCUGAUCCUCUAUCACAGCACACAGUCACUGCCGAUCCUCUAUCACAGCACAGAGUCUCUGCUGAUCCUCUAUCACAGCACAGAGUCUCUGCUGAUCCUCUAUCACAGCACACAGUCACUGCUGAUCCUCCAUCACAGCACACAACCUCUGCUGAUCCUCUAUCAUAGCACAGAGUCUCUGCUGAUCCUCCAUCACAGCACAGAGUAUCUGCUGAUCCUCUAUCACAGCACAGAGUCUCUGCUGAUCCUCUAUCACAGCACAAGUCACUGCCGAUCCUCUAUCACAGAAAACAUCAAAGGAUUCUCUCUGCUUCCGCUGGUCUCUGUGCUGCAGACUGCAGACAUGACUUCCCCAGUCCCUGGCUCAGAGGAGACUCCAGUUCUGCUUGGAUCGCACCUGAAAUGCUCCAUCUGCUUUGACCUGUUCCGCAAGCCGGUAACCACGCACUGCGGUCACACGUUCUGUGAACGCUGUCUGGAAAACUCUGUGCGAUACAAUGACCAGGUGUGCCCGCUGUGCAAGGAAUGGCUGCGGCAGAGCUCCGUACGACCCAACAUCGUGCUGUGCGCCCUGCUGGAAGACUUCCAGAAGGCCCAAGACAGGGGGGCGGGGGUGAUUUCGGAUGGGGGCGUGGCCUGUGACAUGUGCAUCCGCAGGAAGCGGAAGGCGGUGAAGUCCUGCCUGGUGUGUCUGACCUCGUACUGCCAGCCUCACCUGGAGCUCCACCUGUCGGCCCACCGGCUGAGAGGGCACAAGCUGGUGACCCCUGCCAGCGACCUGGAGGAGCGGGCGUGUCCAACUCACGGGCGCCCCCUGGAGCUGUACUGCAGAGAUGCACAGCGUUGUGUUUGUGCUCUGUGUGUGGACGACGGCCGCCAGGUCGUUCCCGCUGAGACUGAAUGGGACAGGAAGAAGAUAGAGGUGAAGAACACGAUGGAUGAGAUGAAGAAGAGGGUUGAAGUUCGGAAGAAGAAGGUGGAGGAGAUCAGACAGGCAGAGGAGCUCAGCACAGGCCAUAUUGACAGGCAGAAGGAGGAGGUGCAGGCGGUGUUUGGGGAGGUGCUGGCCCGGGUUCGGGAGGCUGAGGCCCAGCUAUUGCAGCCUCUGAUGGAGAAGAGAAGGGAGGUGCAGAGGGAGGCGAAGCAGGUCACCCAGGAGAUGGAGGCGGAGAUUUUUGAGCUGGAACAGAAGAUCUCCCACCUGGAUGACAGUGCCAGUCAUGAAGACCACAUCCUCUUCCUCCAGAGUCAUCCAGCUCUGCCUGGUCUUGAGGAAAGAGACAUUGCGAGCGUUGUCCUGGAUACAGAGCUGAGGUUGGGCAGUGUGCGGGGGGUCCUUUCAGCCAUGAUGGAGCAGAUCAAUAAAGAGCUGGAGCAGCUCUCCUCAACUGAUAUUGAAAGGAUUCAGAAGUUCUCAGUGGAAGUGACCCUUGACCCCGACACAGCGAACCCCCGGCUCGUCCUAUCAGAUGAUGGGAAGGAGGUGUGGGACGGGGGGGUGGAGCGUGACGUCCCGGAAGGGCCGGGGAGGUUCGACCUGUUCGGCAGCGUCCUGGGACGCCCCCACCUGAGCUCCGGGCGGGGCUACUGGGAGGUGCAGGUGGGUGGGAAAACUGGUUGGGAUGUGGGCGUGGCCAGGGAGUCCAUCAGCAGGAAAGGCAGGGUCAGCCUGACUCCACAAAAUGGCUUCUGGUGUUUGGUUCUGUACAACGAGGACAACUAUGCAGCCCUGACCAGCCCUCCCCUGCACCUCUCCUUGACCUCUCAACCCCAGACAGUGGGGGUGUACGUGGAUUACGAGGGGGGGCAGGUCUCCUUUUAUGACGUGGAGGCCAGGUCUCACAUCUACUCCUUCACUGGUUGCACCUUCACUGAGAAACUCUACCCAUACUUUAGCCCCCACCUCUGGUCUAAUGGCAAAAACUCCGCCCCGCUGAUCAUCUGUCCUGUUACUCAAACAUAAUGAUCAUUCUGACGUAUUCAUCUUUGUUUAACCAGGUGUGUCACCGAGAACUCAAUUCUAAUUUUCUCAGUCCUUGCUUUGGUUGCGUAUGAUUGGCUGUUUUAGAAUGGGCUUUAACAAAAACCUACAAGCACGCCAGCCCUACUCAGGAAAGUUUGGACGCCCCUGUGGUAACUGGAUGAUACAUUGAGAUGAUUUAAAUGAUUUAAUUGAAAUGAUGAGCAGUCAGGUUAAAGUGGUUCAAGUUGACUGCUUAUCAAGAGUCUCAAAGUCCACUGUCAGCAGCUUACGCACAUGGAACCCAUAAUAUUGCUGGGGUCAGAUAUCUGGCUUAGGUGCGUUGAGUCUGUUCACACGAUAACAAAAUGUCUCGGGCGGCACGAUGCCUCAAAGCAAGAGGGUUGUGGGCUCGAAUCCCGGCUUAGGGCCUUUCUGUGUGGAGUUUGCAUGUUCUCCCUGUGUCUGCGUGGGUUUCCUCAGGGUACUCUGGUUUCCUCCCACAGUCCAAAGACAGGUAGGCUAAUUGGAGACUCUAAAUUGCCCAUAGGUAUGAGUGUGUGAGUGAAUGGUGUGUGUGCCCCGUGAGAGACUGGCGGCCUGUCCAGGGUGUAUUUCUGCCCCUCGCCCAGUGCAUGCUGGGAUAGGCUCCAGCAACCCCCGCAACCCUGCCCAGGAUAAGCGGGUAUAGAUAAUGGAUGGAUGGCCAAAAGGCCUUACGUAAAAACACAGUAACGUUUUCUGUUUUAUCCUGGAAUGUUACCUCUUUUGUUCACACUAGAGGCGUGGCUGAAUAUUUCUGAAAAUCUUACUCGCUUCCGAUCUGGAAAAGUUCCAGAACAUCUUACAUGGAAAACCACCUGUGGCUCUGUUCACACGAGAGGCCGACCCAGAGCAUUUAGGGUUUAGAUGCAGGCCUGAAAGGGGCUCCGGUGUUGCCACAGGUCCUGGCCCCGGAGUGAAAACACAGCUGCGUAUGAUAUGGCUAUUAAUCAAAGGCAUGAUCAGAAAUAUCUGAUUUUUCCCUCCAAUAAGCAAUGAAAUGCUCUGGUGUACAGAUCUUUUUACACAAUGGGAUGUGGGCUGAUAAUGAUGGUGUGGGCUGAUUCAGGGGUGUGGGCUGAUUCAGGGGUUGUAGAUUUUCUCUAAUGGCAGCAUCCUGGUUCUGUUAAAGAAACAGGCUUUUUUACUGCUUUGCCGCGGGACACUGUCUGACUGACGUCAUACGUUCUCAAUACCAGUCUAACCUAACCCAGCCUGUCAUGGGAAUCAAAUGAAGAUUUUAAUGCUCAAAAAUCACCAUCUCAUGUCUCAUCUCAGGCCAUUUGAUAUGUGAACACAUUAUUGAUUACGUUUGAUUACAUGUUUCAUUUGGUUUCAGCCAUAUUUUCUUCUGUGCAUAGAUAUAAGAAAUUCAAUGCUCUGUGUUUAUCAAUAUUCAAAUAAAUAAAUAAAUAUUAAA
Anguilla rostrata (American eel) is the source of this 5997-nucleotide messenger RNA. RefSeq lists its product as uncharacterized. Gene Ontology annotation, molecular function: zinc ion binding; protein binding. The record is from RefSeq and is a predicted model, not a curated record. Lineage: Eukaryota; Metazoa; Chordata; Actinopteri; Anguilliformes; Anguillidae. The transcript is spliced from 15 exons. Bases 81 to 4538 code for a protein of 1485 amino acids.